AUGGACACGAAAGAGCAAAUGGACUCGAUGCGUAAAUGGAUUGGCAGCCUUGUUGAUGAGAAUGCGAAGCUAAAGGCGGAAAAUGAGAAGUUGAAAAAAAUGAUUGAUCAUCAUAAAUCACCGCAUAAUUCCUCUUUUGUCGAUGUUCUGGAUUCUCAGCCUUUUCAUACAUUGAAUAUUUCUGAUGAUGAUCCUAAGAAGCGUUCUAUUGUAAUUAUUGGUUUACCAGAAUCUAACUGUGGUUCUGCCAUCGAUCGUGCCAAUUACGAUUUUCAAUCUGUUAAUGCGGUUCUGAAUCAUUUAGAAAUUGAGUGCAUUCCAUGCACGGUUUAUCGCAUGGGCCGACCCAAUCGAGAUCGGCCGCGUCUAAUUAAGGUUGUCUUACCCACUUCAAGAUUCCAGCAAAUGGCUGUGAGGCGUGCGCCGCGACUGCGGUCUUCCGAAAAUAAAGGUAUAUUCCUGCGUCCGUCCCUUACCAGAGAGGAAAGGGCACAGUUGCGUGAGGCACGUCUUGCAAAAAAAAGCAAAUCCCUCCGUAGUAGCUACUGA
This is a messenger RNA of Haemonchus placei, 549 nucleotides long. NCBI's taxonomy places the organism in Eukaryota, Metazoa, Nematoda, Chromadorea, Rhabditida, Trichostrongylidae. The record is from the annotation of a GenBank genome assembly.